Molecule: messenger RNA, 1848 nt
Organism: Dioscorea cayenensis subsp. rotundata (Guinea yam)
Lineage: Eukaryota; Viridiplantae; Streptophyta; Magnoliopsida; Dioscoreales; Dioscoreaceae
Product: probable ADP-ribosylation factor GTPase-activating protein AGD6
Exons: 3
Coding region: 356-1732 (458 amino acids)
Biological process (GO): vesicle-mediated transport
Molecular function (GO): GTPase activator activity
Source: RefSeq, a predicted model, not a curated record
AUUAAAACAUUUAAAAAUUAAGCGGGCUCAUUGAAAAUGCCAUCCCUCCACCCGUAUGUAUGUAUGUAUGUAUGUUCAUAGGCAGGCCAGGCCCAUAAAGAUGAUGAUGAUCCACCACAAUGGGGGUGGAUAUCCGUACUAAGUGUGGUCGUGAUUUGGGGUCUGUUUUCUCGGUGUGGUAGACAUGCCACAAAUAAUUAAUCCCACGAGAGAAGGAGAAGGAGAAGUAGAGGUGGAGGGAAGCCCAACCUCCAAACUCCUCACCAUCACCUUCUCCUCCUUCCCCUCCUAAAUCCCCACUCCCAAUUUUCUCCUCCACAGAUCCAUCAAGGUCGAGAUCAACAACAUUCAACACAUGGCUGCGGCGUCGCGGAGGCUGCGGGAGGUCCAGGCACAGCCGGGGAACAAGACGUGCGUUGAUUGCUCUCAGAAGAACCCUCAAUGGGCCUCCGUAUCCUACGGCGUCUUCAUGUGCCUCGAGUGCUCCGGCAAGCACCGUGGCCUCGGCGUUCACAUCAGCUUCGUCCGCUCAGUCACCAUGGACUCCUGGUCCGAGAUCCAACUCAAGAAGAUGGAGUCUGGUGGUAACGAUCGCCUCAACGCCUUCCUCUCCGGCUACGGCAUCCCUAAAGAGACUGACAUUGUCACCAAGUACAACACCAAUGCCGCUGAAGUUUAUCGCGAUCGCAUCCAAGCCUUAGCCGAAGGCAAAACCUGGAAAGACCCUCCCGUCGAGAAAGAGAACCUGAAGAAAUCCGGUGGUAAGCCGCCGACAGGAAGCAACAAUGCGGCGGGUAAGACCGGGGGUAAUUGGGAUCACGACGACUUCCGAUCGUCGAAUAAUAACAUGAGGAGGAACCAGACAGUGGGGGAUUUCAGGGCGGGGAGUGGCUCCCAACCAUCGCGAUCCAGGUCGACGGAGGAUAUGUACACAAGGGCGCAGAUGGAGGCUUCGGAGGCGAACAAGGAGAACUUUUUCGCGAUGAAAAUGGCGGAGAAUGAAGUGAGGCCGGAGGGAGUGCCGCCGUCGCAGGGCGGCAAGUACGUUGGAUUCGGAUCAAACCCGGGGCCACCGCCGCCGCGAAGUAACUCGCAAGGGGACAUGUUCAAAGACACCGUCUCCGUUGUUUCACAGGGUUUCGGUCGAUUAUCCCUAGCUGCUGCCUCAGCGGCUCAGUCUGCUGCUAACGUUGUCCAAGCAGGCACAAAGGAACUGACUUCUAAGGUGAUGGAUGGUGGCUAUGAUUACAAAGUGAAUGAAACAAUCAACGUUGUAACAACAAAAACCACUGAAAUUGGACACAAGACAUGGGGGAUCAUGAAAGACGUCAUAGCAAUGACUUCACAGAAGGUUGAAGAAUACACCAAAGAUGGGAAUGGAUGGGCUGGUGGGGAUGAUUGGCAACUCAAAGAGAAUGAGAAGAAUGGGUACUACCAAAGGUUCAGGCAAGAAGUUGGUCACUCUGAUAACGAAACUUAUAAAACUAACAAAGGUUGGGAUAAUUGGGAAAGUAACAACACCUCAGGCAAAAAACACAGGUCUUCUAACUCAUGGGAUGAUUGGGAAGAAGUGGGAGGAAAAAGCCAGGAAAAGAGAAGAUCUGGUUCUGAUGACUGGGCUGGGUGGGAUGAUGGCAAAGAUGAUAAUAGUAAUAACCAUGGAUCAUAUAAUCAUGGAACUAAGCACAAUGGAAAAUCCGAUAAUUCAUGGUCUGAAGGUGGUUUUCACUAGCCCUGAAUCAUCUACUACUCAUGUCUUUUGACUUUCCUUUUACCAUCAAAUAUGGAGAUUCUUUGUUCAUAAAAUUUUUGUAUAACAUACUCUAAAUUGCUAAAUAAAGUAUGUAU